Messenger RNA from Aspergillus aculeatus ATCC 16872, 1523 nucleotides. RefSeq lists its product as uncharacterized. Gene Ontology annotation, molecular function: zinc ion binding. Bases 145 to 1377 code for a protein of 410 amino acids. Gene Ontology annotation, cellular component: nucleus. Gene Ontology annotation, biological process: regulation of DNA-templated transcription. The record is from RefSeq and is a predicted model, not a curated record. The transcript has a single exon. NCBI's taxonomy places the organism in Eukaryota, Fungi, Ascomycota, Eurotiomycetes, Eurotiales, Aspergillaceae.
ACCAGCAGCAGUUCAGGCCGAAAAGGUAAGAAGUCAAAGCCACCGCUCCACAGCGCUGGCCCUGUGCGCCGGCCCGAGAACUUCGGCGACGUGACCGGCGGAUACAGAAAGGAGGAUCAAAAUGAGGAUUACAUGCCUGUCUCGAUGUCAGGCCGGGGUCGACCGGAUGCGAAGCCAUCUCUGGGUCUACGAAAUCUACCGGUCACAUCUUCUCAAGGAUCAUCCGCUACCUCAUCGCGCAACCAGUCGCCCGCCCCUCAUCGGCCUACAUCCAUCACCACCACCACCACCAGCAACAACAACAAAGCCUUACCCUCAGCCGCGGGACCCGUCAUCUCGGAUCUCUUACCUAACGUGAAGUCGAAAGCAGCCAAGUCGACGGCGCGUGGCGCCGCAAAUGCAGGCGGAGGAGGCACGUCCUCCUCGUCAUCGAUCAAAGGCGGCGGCGCCCUGACGACAACGAACAUCACCGACCUGACAGCCGCGAUCGCCGCGCUGGAGGUAUCCACGAACCCAACGCUGGGCCCGGGGGCCCGGAAAUGCACGUGUUACGCCAGCAUCCACCCGCUCUUCGACCCGGCGCCGAAUUGUCUGAACUGCGGGAAGAUCAUCUGCGCGCUGGAGGGGCUGCAGCCGUGCUCGUUCUGCGGGACGCCGCUGCUGUCGAGCGACGAGGUGCAGAGCAUGAUCCGGGAGCUGCGCGCGGAACGGGGCCAGGAGAAGAUGCGGGCCCACAAUGAGAGCGUCCAGCACCGGGAUGGGGGACCGGGGCUGGGACCGGGAAGCAACAGUACCAGCAAUAAUAAGCUGGACGCGGCCCGCGCGCAUCGCGAUAAGUUGCUACAGUUCCAGGCGCAGAACGCCAAGCGCACGCGGGUGGUGGACGAGGCGGCGGACUUUGAGACCCCCAAUGUCGCGUCGACGCUGUGGAUGACCCCCGCACAGCGGGCGCUGGCCCUGAAAAAGCAGCAGCGGAUCAUGCGGGAGAUGGAGGAGAAGGCCCGGCCGGAGUGGGAGAAGAAGAAGACCAUCAUGAGUUUGGAUAUCAAGGGUGGUCGAGUGACGCGGGUGUACCAGUCCGCCGCGGAAGCGACCGGAUCGUCGAAGGUCGCGGAGGAGGGGGAGGACGAUGAUGACAAUGAGGCCAAGGCUGCGCGGCGAGAUGAGGCCGAUCGUGGAAACAGCGGUGGCCAUGCGUUUAGCAACAAUCCGCUUCUGGCGGCUGGCGGGCUGCUGCGGCCGGUGUGGAAAACGGCCGACGGUAAGCAGCCCGAGACGGCGCGCAAGGAGCGCCAGCCAACCUGGCGGCGGGUGCAGGAUGAUAACGAUGAUAACGAGCAGUGGAUUCUGGAUGGCGGGGCGCAUGGGUAUACAUGAUCCUAUGGAGGCGCAAAGAUUCUGGCGUCACCGUGCAGUUCCUUCCUCUCUCUCUGCAUCCAGGAGUGAGUAUGUUGGCUUGUACAUACUCAACGCUCCCCUUGCAUAGUAUCUCAGUGUGUUCUCGCUGGUUGUCUCAACCACAG